CCCGCGACCGCCAACACGCUUUCGUGACGCCCACUCUCGCUCCGAACCGCCGACGCACACCACGCGAAUAUCCACUUGUGUUGUGCGCCACUUGCGAGUUGCGCGCCCUUUCUCUCACGCAGUGUGAUCGUGCUUCGGUACGUGAAUGCAAAACCGGACUACUCUCUUAACACGAGACACCGACAAGGAAUCACCAGCCGUCAGGACCUCUGCAUAUUCCAACAGCCGCCGAGGGCUGGCCUGCCACUCGCCCGGACCCCGCCACCCGCCCGCGGGGCUUCAUUCUACGGUCUCCGAUAAGGACAAACACGUAGGCACCAGGAGGUAACACGGCAUGACUGCUACGCACGGUGGCGGACGAGAAGACGACCGCCCGGACAAAGAUACCAUAUACACCAUCAAAACUGGCUUCAAAAAUGACGGCUACCAACACGACCGGGAUUCCAACGACGACAUCGUUAAACCACCGCCACUUCCGACGGAAGACGACAACUACCCAUCUGGAAAAGUGAAGCUAACGUUAAAUGAAAAAUGGAGAAUAUUAAAGAACAUUGCUGCGGUAUCAUGCGCGUUCAUGGUGCAGUUCACCGCUUUUCAAGGAACCGCCAAUCUCCAAUCAUCGAUAAACGCCACCGAUGGCCUUGGGACGGUUUCGUUAAGCUCGAUAUACGCGGCCCUCGUGGUAUCUUGUAUAUUUGUACCCACAUUCUUGAUUAAGAGGCUAACAGUCAAAUGGACGCUGUGCGUCUCUAUGCUUUGCUACGCGCCAUACAUUGGCGCGCAGUUCUACCCAGCAUUCUACACAUUAGUUCCUGCCGGCAUCGUAGCAGGGUUGGGCGCAGCCCCUAUGUGGACUUCCAAGGCUACAUACCUGACGCAGGCUGGAAGUGUGUACGCAAAACUGACGGACCAAGCGGUGGACGGAAUCAUCGUACGGUUCUUCGGAUUCUUCUUCCUGGCGUGGCAGACUGCAGAGCUCUGGGGAAAUUUGAUCUCAAGUUUGGUAUUCUCAUCUGGAGUGCACAGUGGGAACACCACGCACAUCAACGCGAGCCAGAGCUUCCUGAAGUGCGGUGCCAACUUCUGCAUGAUCGGCGGCAUCGACCAGGACAAGAACCACAACCUGAACAGGCCGCCCAAUGACGAAAUCUACAAGAUCAGCGCCAUCUACUUGGCGUGUGUUAUGGUGGCUGUGCUCAUGGUCGCACUACUUGUUGACCCACUGUCCAGGUACGGUGAGAAACAGAGGAAGUCGGAUCCAUCAAAGGAAUUGACCGGUAUUCAGCUACUUUCCGCCACCGCGUACCAGCUCAAGAAACCGAACCAGCAACUACUCAUCCCGAUCACUCUCUGGAUUGGUAUGGAACAAGCCUUUAUUGGGGCAGAUUACACACAGGCAUACGUCUCGUGCGCGCUCGGCAUCCACUCGAUCGGUUAUGUGAUGAUCUGCUUCGGCGUGGUGAACGCGCUGUGCUCGCUGGUCUUCGGGUCUGCCAUGAAGUACAUCGGAAGGUUCCCGAUCCUCGUGAUGGGUGCGGCCCUCCACCUCGGCCUGAUCGUGUGGCUCCUCAUCUGGAUGCCGAACCCCAACUCCCCUACGGUAUUCUUCGUCAUCUCCGGCCUGUGGGGAGUCGGUGAUGCUGUGUGGCAGACUCAAAUCAAUGGUCUUUACGGAGUGCUGUUUAGACGCAACAAGGAGGCUGCCUUCUCCAACUUCAGGCUGUGGGAGAGCGCUGGCUUCGUGGUGGCAUACGCGUAUUCCACCCACCUGUGCGCCCGCAUGAAGUUGUAUGUGAUGAUGGUGGUGCUGCUCGUCGGCGUGAUCGGCUAUAUCAUCGUGGAGAUACUUCACAAGAGAAAGGCUCGCCGCCUGAAAGCCAUCGCCGAAGAUCCCGCUGUAGCCGCCGAAGCCGCCAAGCAACCACCUGAAGAAGACGACGAGAAGGACGAGAUUGACGACGAAAUCGUCAUCACGCAUCUUUAAAUCAAAGUCGGUGCCCGUAUUCUGAGUCGUGCCUUAAAACCCCACAUCACAAGAUGAUAACAACAUAGGUAGUUAAUAAGUAUCCCAUGUAGGUAUUCUACAUGAAAAUAAAUCAUCUACAGUUUUUUUACCGCUCAGAAUGCGGAUGGGAGAAUCAGACCUCACCGCCCUACGCUAUGAUACGAGCUUGUGAUACAUCUGCCUAGCUCAAUACUAAAUUAUACAAAACUGAAUAACUUUUUAGUCUUAGUCUAGGCAGAUAAACCAAUUAAGUUGAGUAUCCAAUUCACAGUAUUGAACUAAAAGUAGUAAAAUACUUGCAUCCACAUUUACAGUACGCGUCUGGUCGUGCAUUAAUAUUGCCAUAAUAGGUACAUUAAAUCCAUUUGUAGGUACAAAACAAAAUAUCCUAAUAUUCCCACUGUAUCUCGAAUUUGAUAAGAUCUAUUUAUGUAUCCAAUAGAUAAGUUGUUAGAGUCAAAUUUUGUGAAAAUUUUAAAGACUUACAAGUACAAAACAUUUUACGUUGACUGUCUAUGUACGGUGCGCCCUUAAAAUUUUAUUUGAUUAAUGUGUAGUUACUGAAUUGUAUGCUGUUGUUGAUAAUGUAAUGUUUUGGCCAUAUUAACUAAUUAAGUUCAUUAAAAUUUUACAUGGAUUAACUGUUCUGGUUAGUCAAUCAGAUUGAUACGAUAGAUACCCUUUACUCUGUACGGUAAGUGAGUUAGCUGCAACGCACUCGCUUGUCGCUACACUCGCAUUACCAGAAGGGUGUCGACAGUCGCCCACGCACGCGCGUCAAUGUAUUUAUUUAUCAUAUUGAGUAAAACAUCUGUGUUUAUUGUUAUGUUAUUCGUAAUUACGCGCUUUUGUCUUAUAUUUGACUCUGUAGCCUUUAGUACUGUUUGACUCUUUAUUGUAAUGUAAGAUAACAAUAACGUGUAAGUUUGAGAAAAUACAGGAAACCAAUAUAAUUGCAACUAAACACGAGUGUGUCAUGGCUGCAACGAAAUACAGUCUCUUUGUGCAUUGGCAAAUGAUUGUCUUCUUCUUUGAAGAUUCAAUAAACUUUAAAUUAGAUAGAAAAUGACUUUGAAUAUGUUCAAAUGUCUUCCUAUAUCGUUCCAAUUUACUUUUAAAUUAUUUAUUUUAAUAAUAAUUUGGAACAUCAUUUACUAUAUUAUAGAUAUUGUUAGUUAUACAAAUUAUUUAUAUUUUGUGGUCAACAAAACAUCACCUAAUUAUUAUAAAAAUAAUUUUGCUAUUUUGCUCUUAAUAUUCUCCUACCAUUGGAUUUUACAUUUUAGUCGAAUCUCACUCAGUUUCAGUAAUCAAGAUGAAAAAUAAAUAACUAACACAAAUAUUUUUUAAGUUAUUUAAAAUUAAUAAAUAUCCUUUUAUUGCAACAUGAAAUGACUUUGAACAUUGAAAUAUGUAUUUCCAGUCCCUAAUAAAAUUUAAUACGCUUGUUGUAUUUUAAAUUAAUUCAAAAAGAUCAAUCGUCUGAUUAAUAUUUUUUGUAAUUAAAUAAUAUUCGAACAUUGCAUUUUUCGGUAUUUAUUACCGCACUUAAAACAAUAUCUCUGUUGGCCUGUUUUUCAUGUUAUAACAAUUAACUUAGAUAAGUGCAUUAAUACAAUUAUAAUCAUCUUUAUUUUUACAUUCUUGAAAUCUCAAAUAUGAAAGGACAGGUAGAAUGUAACUUGCUCUUGAAUAACAAGUGUUGAAGAUGAAGGUCGAUAAUCUCUGUAGCGAAUUAUUUCGUUUACGAUACUUAGAUCAAAUAAAUUAAUAUUAGUUAAGUUACAAUCAAGUAUAAAUACGUAGGUGCCUAGGAUUGUGUAUAUUUAUAAUUUGUUAUGAAUAAAUUGUAGUACCCUUAGUGAUAAAUUCGUGUGCUUUUUCUUGAACACAAUAUUGCAACUCGCUGUAGUGGUACACCUUUCAAUUAGCUUUAUAGAAGGUAAACCUACUAAUUCGUUAGCUACUUUUAUCCGACAUUAUGUGUAUUCAUCAUUUUACGAUACGCGUAAACUAAUAAUCAUAAAUUUUAUAUGUAUACCUAUUUAAAAGGGUAUAUUAUAUGAUUUUCAGUUACUUUAUGCUCCAUAUCAAUAAUAAACAUUUUAAACUUCGACAUGCAUCAAGAAAGAGUUUAGCUAUCAAUCAGUAAUAAUAUUUUAUUCUGAAAUCCAUAAUAUAAUCCACUGCUAUGAUGAUUUCUGUUGUCGAAAUUCAGAUACAGAUCAGAUAUAUUCGAUUCAUUUAUAAUUACUUACAAGUAUUUUAUUUCUAACAUACGUUUUCUGAGGUAACGAUGUGGUUUACCUCUGGAUUGUGAUCUUGUGCUGAGCGCACAGAUGUAACUCAUGUGGUUUCUGAUCAAAAUAAAUCACUCAAUUUUGUUGUCUCGAGUUGAUAGAAUAUUCGCCUUUCAUUAAAUAUAAAAAGGAAUCUCAUUGUUUGAUAAAAAAUAAAAUUAAUGAAACCUUAUUUUAACUAAGGAAAAAGAAUUUAUUAGAUUGAAGAAUGCAAUACCUAACGCUAUGUUAAGUGAUUGCAGGUUUAGCAAUCAGACCGAGGUAGUACCAUUUGGUAGGGUAACAAACCACGUGAUAAUUAAACAGUAAAUAUUAUAAAUUUAAGCAUAAAUAAAUAUAAAUACAUGUAAAUUAAAUUUCAUUUAGUUAUAGUAGAAAGGCUAUUAUAUAAAUAAAUUGCUCUAUUUUGAGAUAACACAUAUUUUUGUUAGAUUAUAAUGAUUAUGUUAUUUUAUUAAUGAUGUCAUAUGAGUUUGUGAUGAAAAUAAACAUAGAACUUGUUUGGUC
Molecule: messenger RNA, 4812 nt
Organism: Ostrinia nubilalis (European corn borer)
Lineage: Eukaryota; Metazoa; Arthropoda; Insecta; Lepidoptera; Crambidae
Product: UNC93-like protein
Exons: 8
Coding region: 335-1984 (549 amino acids)
Biological process (GO): regulation of muscle contraction; regulation of potassium ion transport
Cellular component (GO): plasma membrane; striated muscle dense body
Molecular function (GO): potassium channel regulator activity
Source: RefSeq, a predicted model, not a curated record